AUGCGUAGGGGAAGGGUAUGGACGAGUGUGACUUCAAACUUCUCUCACAUGAGCAUGUUUCAUCUCGGCGCAAACAUGUAUCUUUUGAACAGGUUUGGCCCAGAUGUCGCUGACGUCUUGGGUGCCCAUCGCUUUUAUAUUUUCUACGGAACCUCAGGGAUUGCUUCUUCACUCGCAAGCCUCACCUUUCGGAGAGUCACAAAAAGCAAUGUGCUGAGCCUUGGGGCAAGUGGAGCCGUCGUAUCGGUCCUCUGGUUGUAUGCAUGCUUCUUUCCAGACAGACGAAUGUCUUUUUUUGGCACAGACAAGACUUUAACAAUGCAAGAGCUCGUUAUUGCAUACACCGUCAUCGAUGCAGCGGGCUUGCUUGGAUCUCUGGGGAAAAUUGAUUUUGCGGCUCACCUUGGUGGCGCCUUUUUUGCUAACUUUUGGUUUUACCUCCUCAGGGACAAACUCGUGCGCGAACAGGCUGCGGGUCGCCGAAGCAAGAGUGGCCACCUUUUCCAAAAUAUUUUGAAAGCUGACGGAGGGCAUUCAAAACAUGACUAAGAAGACUGUUUUCGGUCGCAUGUCAUGCUCUUUCAUGGCCGUUUUUUAAACUCUGUAUUUAUUGCAGAUCAUGGAUACUACCUCAGAGUUGUUUCACCUUUCAUCAAAAUGUCAAGAAACGCUGUGUGUAAAUGCCAAGGCCAACGGCACCAAACCACGGAGGAAUGGAUAAAUGCUUUCCGCUCUGCCUUUCUGACUGAGGCAGACUACAACCAAAUCGUUCCCCUUCGAGGAAGCAUUACACUGCCAGAAAGCAAGAAUGGUCCGAACGCCUUCGCACAAGUCAUUUCCAGACAAAGAGAGGGAUCCAAGCGCCCAAAGUGCGUUUGGUUUACUGAAUAACGCCAUUCCAACCACCAAAAUGGGAGGGCAGGUUCUCGCACGGCGAUUGAAGAGUCUUUCUGGAUAUAGCCGCUGUUCAAGUGAGGAUGGACCCCCGACGUUCCGACACAUGACGAGCUUCGGAAGUGCAACGGACUCCUGUCGUUCUAUCAAAUUUGCUGUUCGCACGCCUAGCUCGGAAAGCAGGCGAGAGCGUAACCCGCUUUACACGCACGAAACGCUGACGGAAAUGACUCGGGAAGCGCAUAAUGAGGACACAUGGGAGGGGAUCAGGCCGCCGUCACCCAGGCCUAACACGCCGAGACAGAGGUUCGUGGAACACAACAAGCAGCUCCACGUUUGGGAUGAUUGGGUGACUCUGAACUCAGCACGGGAUUCUGACUAUGCCGCAAUCAUGCCCCAGCGGUCUCCAUCAAAGGGCGCCUCAAGAUCUUUCCGGAGAAUCAUGGAGGGACAGGAUACUCUUGAAGACAUUGAUCCUUUGGAUGAGUAGAGGUAGUGCAGAUUUUGCUUAAAUCACGCAGCUGUAGUGAAAAA
Chondrus crispus (carragheen) is the source of this 1428-nucleotide messenger RNA. RefSeq lists its product as hypothetical. Lineage: Eukaryota; Rhodophyta; Florideophyceae; Gigartinales; Gigartinaceae. Gene Ontology annotation, cellular component: membrane. The transcript has 2 exons. Gene Ontology annotation, molecular function: serine-type endopeptidase activity. Bases 1 to 549 code for a protein of 182 amino acids. The record is from RefSeq and is a predicted model, not a curated record.